Messenger RNA from Vigna umbellata (rice bean), 594 nucleotides. NCBI's taxonomy places the organism in Eukaryota, Viridiplantae, Streptophyta, Magnoliopsida, Fabales, Fabaceae. The record is from RefSeq and is a predicted model, not a curated record.
AUGGUAGCGGCGAGGAUGGUGGCGCGAUUUGGUUUCGAGAAGGGAGAAGAUGAAUGGAGGUCGCGGCGUGGUGGUGACGGCGGCACGGGAGUGGCGGCUAAGCAAGCUAAAGUAUCUAACAGAGAAAUCAAGCGGAUAUUGGAGAAAAUAGUUGCUACGUCAAGAAAGGAUUGGUCACAUAAACUUGAUGAUGCUCUCUGGGCAUACAUGACUGCAAUGAAGACAUCUAUGGGUUUAUCACCUUAUCAGCUUGUCUAUGGGAAAGCAUGUCAUUUACCAGUGGAGAUGGAGCACAAAGCCUUAUGGGCGCUUAAAUUUAUGAAUUUUGAUCCUUCUGAAACUCAAAAUAAGCGUAGAAGGCAAAUGUUGGAACUUGAAGAGAUGCGAUUGAAGCUGUUUCUUGUAAAGUUGAAGUCAAAAUGGUCCGAGCCAUUCAUAGUGAAGAAUGUGCGUCCACAUGGAGCAAUUGAAUUAGUUGAUACAACUGCUAGUGAUCAACAAAGAAGCUGGGUGGUGAACGGUCAACGUCUCAAGCAUUAUUUAGGAGGAGAAGUAGAGCAAUUAUCCAUAGUGAUGAAGUUAGCGAAUCCCUGA